This is a messenger RNA of Clarias gariepinus (North African catfish), 4229 nucleotides long. Its product is annotated as zinc finger protein 271-like. Lineage: Eukaryota; Metazoa; Chordata; Actinopteri; Siluriformes; Clariidae. Gene Ontology annotation, molecular function: protein binding; histone methyltransferase activity. The record is from RefSeq and is a predicted model, not a curated record. The transcript has 7 exons. Bases 162 to 2951 code for a protein of 929 amino acids.
AGGCGUAGUUGGCUUGCACGUCAUUAGCUGACGGACCUAAUCAUCACAUUCAAGUCUUUCUAACAGAGAUUUGUAGUUAGUCCCCGAGUCAAAAUGUAAAGCUCGUUAUUGUGUCUGUUUAUGAUGAACUAACUCUUCUGUAAACCAAGAGAGGAGUUAUAAUGAGUUCAGAAGGAGACAGACGGCGAUCCUCCAGGAAGUCUCGGGCUCCUCAUCCUGCCCUCUCUCAGGUGUGUAAGGACGUGAAAAAAGAGACUUGGAGAGAUGGAGGAACAUUCGAUGGGUCAGAAGUUUGUGUGAAGGAAGAGGAGACGCUGGAGCUGAACAUCUACAACCAUGUCCUCGACCUCCACACCACACCUGAAUUUCUCUCCAUUAAAGAGGAAGAUCCUGACAGUAAAGACUACCUCUAUUGUGAGGUUUGCAAAUCCUUCUUUAACAAGUGUGAGGUUCGUAGACCACCCCUUUAUAUCCCUAAUACACCUGUUCCUAUUGGAGUUACUGACCGACCAAGACAAACUCUUCCUCCUGGACUAGAGAUUCUGAAGUCCAGUAUUCCUGGCAGAGUCUUGGGAGUGUUUAAUAAGGGGGAGACCGUUCCAGUAGGUGCGCACUUCGGACCCGACCAGGGAGAGCUGGUAGAUUGGGAGGAAGCUAUGAACAGUGGAUACUCAUGGGUGAUAGAAAGGGGCAGGCAGUGUAAAGAAUACAGAGAUGCCAAAAGACAAACCUGUGCAAACUGGAUGAGGUAUGUGAAUUGUGCCUGUAAUAAUGAAGAACAGAAUCUUGUGGCAUUUCAGUAUCGAGGGGAAGUUUUGUUUCAUUGCUGUCGCCCCAUUAACCCAGGCCAGGAACUCUUGGUGUGGUCUGAAGAGGAGUAUGCCAAAGGAUGCAGUCCUGUGUUUGACCACUUUUGGAACAAAAACUACUCAACAAAUGAAUUAAACAAUGCUCUGUUGGAAGCCUUUUCCUGCUUCGCUUGUCCUUUUUCCCAUGCAUCUCAAAUUUACCUAGACAGACACAUCCAGAGAUGCCACCAUAAAGAGUAUGCAAGACUUCAGGAAUCUGGAGAAAUUAAAUAUGAGCUACAGAUUCCUUCCAAAGGCCCAAGUAGCCAGCCAACAUCAUCUGAUCCUCUAAGUUCUGACAAUUCUCACAGUGAUAAACAGAAGGACAAUCAUCACUGCUUAGACUGUGGAAGGAGUUUUGGUAAUAGGAAUGCCCUUAAAACCCACAAUUGCAGUUCUGCAGGAGAAAAGCAACAUCACUGCUUUCAGUGUGGAAAGAGUUUCUAUCGGUUAAGAAAUUUUCAGCAACAUCAGCGCAUUCACACAGGAGAGAAGCCUUAUCACUGCUCACAGUGUGGGAAGAGUUUUAAUCAGCAGAAUGCUCUUCAGAAACACCAGCGUAUUCACACAGGAGAGGCGCUGCAUCACUGCUCACAAUGUGGAAAGAGUUUCAAUCGAAAAUUUAAUCUGCAAAAACAUGAGCAAAUUCACACAGGAGAGAAGCCGUAUCACUGCUCACAAUGUGGAAAGAGUUUUAAUCAGCAGAACGAUCUUCAGCGACACCAGCGCAUUCACACAGGAGAAAAGCCGUAUCCCUGUUUGCACUGUGGAAAGAGUUUUAAUCAGCAGAAUGAUCUCCAGCGACACCAGCGUAUUCACACAGGAGAAAAGCCGUAUCGCUGCUUACAAUGUGGAAAGAGUUUUAAUCGAAAAUUUAAUCUGCAAAAACAUCAACACAUUCACACAGGUGAAAAACCGCAUCACUGCUCACAAUGUGGAAAGAGUUUUAAUCAGCAGAACGAUCUCCAGCGACACCAGCGCAUUCACACAGGAGAGAAGCCAUAUUGCUGUUCACACUGCGGAAAGAGUUUUAAUCGGCAGGAUCGUCUCCAGCUACACCGGCGAAUUCACACAGGAGAGAAGCAGUACCACUGUUCAUAUUGUGGAAAAAGUUUUAAUCAACAGCGUGAUCUUCAAACCCACCAGCGCAUUCACACAGGAGAGAAGCCGUAUCACUGCUUGCAAUGUGGAAAGAGUUUCAAUCAGCUGAGUCACCUCCACACACACCAGCGCAUUCACACAGGGGAUAAGCCACAUCACUGCUCGCAGUGUGGGAAGAGUUUUAAUCAGCAGAAUGAUCUCAAGAGACACCAGCGCAUUCACACAGGAGAAAAGCCGUAUCAAUGUUCACUGUGUGAAAAGAGUUUUAAUCGAAAAGAUGGUCUUCAACAACAUCAGCGCAUUCACACAGAAGAUAAGACUUAUCGUUCACAACAUGAAAAGAGUUUCAGUCAACAGAGUGAUCUCAAGGAACACCAGUGUCUUCACGCAAAAGAGAAGCCGUAUCACUGCUCACAAUGUGGAAAAAGUUUUAAUCGAAAAUUUAAUCUCCAGAAACAUCAGCACAUCCACACAGGAGAGAAGCCGUAUCACUGCCCACAGUGCGGAAAAAAAUUUAAUCAGCAGAACGAUCUUCAGCGACACCAGCGUAUUCAUACAGGAGAAAAGCCGUAUCACUGUUCACACUGUGGGAAGAACUUUAAUCGAAAGGAUCGUCUUCAACUACACCAGCGCAUUCACACAGGAGAGAAACUGCUUUACUGUUUGCAGUGUGGAAAGAGUUUUAAUCAACAACGUGAUCUUCAAACACACCAGCGCAUUCACACAGGAGAGAAGCCGUAUCACUGCUCGCAGUGUGGAAAGAGUUUCAAUCAGCGGAGUCAUCUCUACACACACCAGCGCAUUCACACAGGAGAGAAGCCAUACAACUGCUCGCAGUGUGGGAAGAGUUUUAAUCAACAGAAUGAUCUCCAGCGACACCGGCGUGUUCACACCGGAGAGAAACCGUAUCACUGUUCACUGUGUGGUAAGCGUUUUCAUCGAAAGGAUCAUCUCCAACAACACCAGCGCAUUCACACAGGAGAGAAGCCGUGUGACUCUUAAAAGUGCGGAAAGAGUUUUUCUGAUUCUCUAUGAUCUCAGCAAACAUGAGCAUGUUCACAAAGGAAAGAAGCUCAUCAUUGGUUGGACAGACCAGUGAAACGAGUUUGUUAUCAGAAUUACCUUAAAAGGAAUCACAGGAAACAAACCUUAUCUUUGCAAACAGAUGCAGCAGUGAACUAACUCAGAGACACUUCAGAAAUCAAAGUUGGCAAAUUAAUUUUUAGCAUCACUGCUAAAAAUGAUCUGUAUCUUGAACUGUACAUUUUGUCUUUGCUUUACAUUCACUGUACAAGGAAUGGUGCAAUUUAAAGCACAGCAAAUUACAGUGCUUUACAUAAUGCAUUAUACAGUUUUUCUUUUAAUAAUUAAAAAUUGUUAAGAUAAAACAUAAAUAAAACCAAUUUAUAUUGGUUACAUAACCAAAAAUACAUAAUUAAUAUAAUGAAUAAAAGAGUAAUUAAAAGGAGUAGAAAAACAUUAGUAGUUUUAAAAGUGGGCACAUUUGGGGCAAGUCUGAGUUCCAAAUGAAGCUGAUUCUAGCGGCAGGUGGUGUAAGGGCUGAAAUCACUUUUACCGUAUUAAGUUCAGCCUCUGGACACCACUAGCUGACCAGUUCCUGCAGAUCUGAGAUCCGUACCAGGUGUGUAUUUGGCAAACAUCUAGCUGAUAUAUUUUGGGUCCAUAACUUUGGGAGAUGUGUAAACUAGUGAUUGUUCGUUCAUGAUCAAUUCAUUCUUUUUAAAUGGGUCAUUCGGAGAGUUAUUCAUUCGUUUGUUUUUUGUCACGAUUCCCAUAGACGCUAUGCAAUAGAUUUAAAAAAAAAGAACGACUCUGGCUAGAAGAUAUGAGUGGUGAGCUGCUCAUUCUGUUUAUUAUAACAUGUCCUUAGCUGCAUUGUAAUAUUUUAAUUACUGGAACAAUAGCCAAAAAUUUUGUAUGUAGACGUGUUACGGGUCUGUUUAUUGAAAAUGUAAUAUUUUAAUUAAUAUCAAAAGAACGAAAUGAACAAAACGACUUAAAAAAGAUUUGUUCAUUUUGAUGAACGAGAUUCAAAGAACUAAGUCACUAAAAUGAUCCAAACUUCCCAUUACUAGUGUAAACACUAAGCAGGGCCUUAAAUUCUAUUCUAUAUUUAACUGGUAGACAGUAAGGGACUUGACUUUGGAGUAAGGUGUUGUCUCUUCUUAUAUAUAAUAAUUUGUAAAUGCCUAAUGGUGUUAUUAGAAAGGUUGGUCAGGAGUGCAUUACAGUAGUCCACACUACAAGAAAUAAAAGUGU